AUGGCUUUCACUUCAAGUGAGUCUAAUGAUUCUGAAAUGGCAAGUAAUUCAAGUGAAUCAAGUGGUUGGAUGUAUGAAGCAGCAGCAAUAGCAGCUUAUGCAAUGCUUGAUUGUGGGAUAUCUUCAUCUGAAAAGAAGCCAAGAAAAGUGCCUGAAGAAUCAGGCUAUCAAUUUGUUCAGAGGCAACUCAGUAAUGAAGAGAGCUGCUAUAACAUGUUCAGAAUGGGAAGGUUAGUGUUCUAUAGCUUGCAUGAGGAACUAGUUAACAAUUAUGGUUUGACAUCCUCAGAUGAGAUGUGCUCGAUAGAAGCACUUGGUAUGUUCUUAUGGAUGUGUGGUGCACCUCAAUCAGUUCGGCAAGCAAAGCAUAUUUUUUCACAUUCUUUAGAAACUGUGAGUAGGAGGUUCAAUGAUGUCCUAGAAGCUGUGAAUCUUUUGGCUGCCAAAAAUAUUAAACCCAUAGAUGAGACCUUUGCUGUGGUGCAUCCAAAAAUCCGAGAGCAUAGAUCCUGGCCUCAUUUCAGAAAUUGCAUAGGUGCAAUAGAUGGAACACAUAUUGAAGUCAUUGUUCCACCAUCUAAGCAGCCAGUGCAUAUGAAUCGACAUGGAUAUUGCAGUCAGAAUGCUAUGGCUGUUUGUGAUUUUGAUAUGAGAUUCACAUUUGUGGUAGUGGGAUGGCCUGGGUCUGCUCAUGAUACUCGCAUAUGGAGGGACACUGUGUUCAAUAAAUACAAAAAUACUUUUCCACAACCUCCCGUCGAGAAGUACUAUCUUGUUGACUCAGAUUACCCAAAUAGAAAUGGCUAUCUAGCACCUUAUAAAGGUCAAAGGUACCACAUUACAGAAUUUCAAAAUGCUAGCCAACCAAUUGGGUUGAAGGAGUUGUUCAACCAUGCUCACUCAUCGCUUAGAAAUGUUAUUGAGCGUUCAUUUGGGGUGCUGAAAAUGAAAUGGCGCAUUCUUUUAAAAAUGCCGAGCUACUCAAUGGAGAAGCAAGCAAAGAUUAUAAUUGCUUGCAUGGCGUUGCACAACUUUAUUAGAGAUAGCAAUUUGAGUGAUAAUGACUUUGAUACACUUGCAUCUGAUGAGACAUAUGUUGAUGGGGAUUCGGGAACUACUACUAGUUAUGUUGGUGAUGAGGAAGAUAUGGAAGAUGUACGAGAUGCUAUUGUGCAAGCAUUGGCCGGAGAAUAUUGA
This is a messenger RNA of Panicum hallii, 1197 nucleotides long. RefSeq names its product putative nuclease HARBI1. Lineage: Eukaryota; Viridiplantae; Streptophyta; Magnoliopsida; Poales; Poaceae. The transcript has a single exon. Bases 1 to 1197 code for a protein of 398 amino acids. The record is from RefSeq and is a predicted model, not a curated record.